AUGUUUGGUGAGCAUCUCCGCGCACUGGAGGCAGAGCUUGCCAAGGCCCGAGCGCUCGUCGGAACCCAGACCCCUGAGGAGGGCGUCCCAAUUGGCGUGCGCUGUAUGACCCCGCAAAUUGAUGGCCUCGUCAACAACGCAAUUCCUAUUCCCUGCAAGGCAAACGUGACUGGUAUCUGGCUCUCCCUGCCUCAGCACAAGGCUUGCUACGGUCUAUCAUUGCCCGCAAUCAGGAGCUCCGAGAGAAGGAUAAAUGAGACGUGA
This is a messenger RNA of Aspergillus nidulans FGSC A4, 264 nucleotides long. RefSeq lists its product as uncharacterized. Bases 1 to 264 code for a protein of 87 amino acids. The record is from RefSeq and is a predicted model, not a curated record. The transcript is spliced from 3 exons. NCBI's taxonomy places the organism in Eukaryota, Fungi, Ascomycota, Eurotiomycetes, Eurotiales, Aspergillaceae.